GGGCUGGCGCCUCUGCCAGCAGCGACAGGGCGGGCGGGAUUUGGGAACAGCCUUCUCCAGCGCCUGGCUUCAUCUGUCUCUGCUCUGCUGUUCUCAGGCGGCUUCCAGAUCCACCCGAAGAAUCUCAUCAUGGGGCCCGUUUGGCUGCGAGGCUGGCGGGGGAACGAGCUGCAGAGGUGCAUCCGCAAGAAGCAGAUGGUGGGCGAUCGGAUGUUUGUAGAGGACUAUCACAAACUCAACAAGAGGAUCCGCUACUUGUACAAGCGCUUCAAUCGCACCGGAAAGCACCGCUAGGGAACAGCAGUGGCUUCAGCGUGUGGAAUGUAGCUCUGCGGCACUGCAGUCAGAAUAAAGCCAGCUUCCACACGA
Cyanistes caeruleus (blue tit) is the source of this 369-nucleotide messenger RNA. Lineage: Eukaryota; Metazoa; Chordata; Aves; Passeriformes; Paridae. The record is from RefSeq and is a predicted model, not a curated record.